Molecule: messenger RNA, 5577 nt
Organism: Scophthalmus maximus (turbot)
Lineage: Eukaryota; Metazoa; Chordata; Actinopteri; Pleuronectiformes; Scophthalmidae
Gene: ranbp10
Product: RAN binding protein 10
Exons: 15
Coding region: 159-2018 (619 amino acids)
Biological process (GO): cell surface receptor signaling pathway; cytoskeleton organization
Cellular component (GO): cytoplasm
Molecular function (GO): protein binding
Source: RefSeq, a predicted model, not a curated record
UCCGGGGAUGUCACACCGCUGCUGUUCUCUCCCCUCAGUCCCUCUCGCUCUCAGCGCACAGCUCCGGUUGGACCGACCGACCGACAGACUGACUCUGGGCUCUGGAGUGGAAAAAGAGAGACGACAAGUUAAACCCGGAAUCGGAGAGAGGCCCGAACAUGGCAGAGCUCGGAGCGGGCAGCCUGCCGUUGGGGGGAGAUCCUGCGUUUAACUACCAGGAGCACGAGCUGAGCGAGCGGCUGAAGCGGCUCUACCCGGCGGUGAACGAGGAGGAGACCCCGCUGCCCCGGUCCUGGAGCCCCAAGGAUAAGUACAGCUACAUCGGGCUGUCACAGAACAACCUGCGGGUCCACUACAAAGGCCACGGCAAGAACCACAAAGACGCAGCAUCAGUGAGAGCCACACACCCAAUCCCCGCCGCCUGUGGGAUCUACUACUUUGAAGUCAAGAUCGUCAGCAAAGGUCGAGAUGGGUACAUGGGCAUCGGCCUGUCUGCCCAGGGAGUCAACAUGAACAGACUGCCUGGAUGGGACAAGCACUCAUACGGUUACCACGGGGAUGACGGCCACUCCUUCUGCUCCUCCGGCACUGGCCAACCGUACGGCCCGACGUUCACCACGGGGGACGUGAUUGGCUGCUGCGUCAACCUCAUCAACAACACUUGCUUUUACACCAAAAAUGGCAUCAGUUUAGGUGUAGCCUUCACAGACCUCCCUCCCAACCUGUACCCCACCGUGGGCCUCCAGACACCGGGCGAGAUCGUAGACGCCAACUUUGGCCAGCAGCCCUUUGUGUUUGACAUCGAGGACUACAUGAGCGAAUGGCGGGCCAAGAUCCACGGCAUGAUCGCUCGCUUUCCCAUCGGAGAGAGGCUGGGAGAAUGGCAGGCCGUCCUGCAGAAUAUGGUGUCCAGCUACCUAGUGCACCAUGGGUACUGUGCCACCGCAACAGCCUUCGCCAGAGCCACAGAGACCAUGAUACAAGAGGACCAGACGUCUAUAAAGAACAGACAGAGAAUACAAAAGCUGGUGCUGGCAGGACGGGUGGGCGAAGCCAUAGAAGCUACGCAGCAACUUUACCCCGGCCUGUUAGAGCACAACCCCAACCUACUAUUCAUGUUGAAGUGUCGUCAGUUCGUGGAGAUGGUGAAUGGCACAGACAGUGAGGUUCGCUGCUUGUCCAUUCGCUCCCCCAAGUCCCAGGACAGUUACCCGGGUUCACCCAGCCUCAGCCCCCACCACGGAGCCAGCAACACACACCUGCACACUGGAGGAGCAGACAGCCCCACCUGCAGUAACGGUGUGACUCCCCCCAGUAAAUCAAAGAGCCACGGCGGCACUGGGGGCAGCAGUGUCAAAUAUCCCAGCGCGUCCUCCUCCGCGUCCUCCUCCACCUCCUCCUCCCCUUCCUCAGUCAACUACUCUGAGUCCAACUCCUCAGACUCCACCAAGCCGCACAGCGCCAACAGCGCCCAGGAAACCAGUGACAGUGAGAUGGAAAUUGAAGCAGAGCACUAUACCAACGGAGUUGUUGAAGGCUCUUCCGCGCGGAUCAUGAAUGGCACAUACAAACAUGAAGAGAUUCUUCAGCCAGACGACAACAGCAUUGGCAAUGGGGUCACAGCAGAUGAGAGUUGUAGUAAUGGCAAAACGCUUUGUGGAGGGAACCAGGCAGCCACAGAGAGGAUGAUCCAGUUCGGACGGGAACUGCAGGCGCUCAACGAACAGCUGGGCCGCGAGUACGGCAAGAACGCCACGCACAAGAAGAUGUUACAGGAUGCUUUCAGUCUGUUAGCGUACUCCGACCCGUGGAACUGCCCAGUCGGCCAGCAGUUAGAUCCCACGCAGAGAGAAUCACUCUGCUCCGCACUGAACAGCGCCAUACUGGAGUCCCAAAAUCUGCCUAAGCAGCCUCCUCUGAUGUUAGCGCUGGGUCAGGCCACAGAGUGUGUUCAGCUCAUGGCCCGAGUCCGGUCUGGUUCCUGCUCUUUCGCCAGAGUAGACAACUUUUUGCACUAGCCCCGGUUCAGGUUGAUGUUUAGUAGCACUGAGGGAAGGCAUGUCCAGCAGGUAGUUGUCGUGGCGACGGAGGAAAGAGCAUGCGUGUGAUUGGUGUGUUUGGCUGUCCGUCAGACCGAGUCAGCGGCACAGACCGAGGAGCGGCGGGAGGAGAGCGAGAGAGAGAAGAAAGCUUCCUUUUAAUUUUUUUUUAGUAUUAUCAACAAAGAAAUGUGUGACACUAUUUAAAGAUAAUUAAUUAUUAUCCUGUUUAUCUAGCCUUUUUUUUUAGUUUUCUUUUUUUUUUUAGUUCUGUUUUGUCAGUUUGUUGUGCUCAUCUUGGACGAAACUAAUUGUAAUACCCCACUUUUUUUUUCCUUCUGUUUUAACGGGUGGAGUUUGAUUCCCUGCAAUCAGUAUUUUACUCACGUCGUCGUUGUCGUCGUCGUCGUCGUCGUUGUCGUCGUUCACCAUAUCACAGACCACAACACCCACAGCUGGCUAUCACCACGGUGACCCUCACAACUGUAGGUCAACUUUAUAUUACAUCAUCUUUAAAUGAGAAACGGAAGACAAGAGACCCUUUUAUAUCCCCUGGAAUAUACACCUGGAAGUGCGUUCGUGUCUUUCAAAACGGAGCGAGCAAACCAAGUGCUCAGCAUGGGAAACACCUCUGAUUGUGCGGGGGUGGUCCCGGCUGUUGAGGCACAGUGGCGAACACUAACUCGGAUAGAAAUCGUAAGCCCCUAAUUAUUUCAGAAAAGAUGGAAAUGAAACCUCUGCAACCUUCGUGUGGGUCGUACUUAGGAAAUGUUAUUAACAAUAAAGAACUGUGAGCUAACAGGUUAAAAGCCAAAGAUCAGGACUCACUCUGCAAAACAUGAUUGGAGGGGGCUUGGUCGCAAACUCUGUAACCAGCGGGGAAAGGGCGGAUGAAAAAAGGAUUAAAUUGGAAUAUUUUGAGGUGUCGAGGCCUUAAUCCGGCUGGAACUACCACUGCAUCGACCAAUCAGUGAUGUGGCCUCAGUUGGCGUCGCUCGGCCCCUGGCUGCACCCCGCAACACCUGCUCUCACAACUGGGCCCCACACUAUUAAUCGCGGUCACAUUGAUGCCAGCAUAAAGGAAAUCGGACUCAAAAGCAGACUUUACAAGCACAAUGUGUUUAUGCACAAUGUCAAGCCUCCCCAGGGUUUAUUUUUCUUCUUCGUCCCAGUAUCAUCCACGACCUCUGUGCUUGAGGUGCAGGACUUUGCCAAACAGGAAGGGGUUUGGAUUCAUCGGACUGACUCUGCGAUCAUUCAAAUCACAGUCUGUCUUUCGUUUUGAUUUCGAACCGCUCAAAGGUUUGUGAACACCGGCUCCGUUUGUGAGGGGAAGGUUUUUUCUUUUCACACGGACGACUCCAGUUCUCCAACGAGCAUAAACCUGACCUGACCAUGUCCUGUUGUACAGUGUAGAGGGACAUAGUCAAGUCAAAUUUAAGGAUGUCAAAAUCUUUUCUUUCUUUUUAUUUUUCUCUCAUGAUAAUAAGGAAAAGAUGAUUGUUUCAUUGUUCAGGUUUGCUGCUGGCCACUAUGAGAUUCAUUUUUUUUAAAAAGCCAUCACAUUGCUUCUGUACAGAGGUUUGUGUUUUAGCGUCAGAGCGGUUGUAACAAAACAAAAAAACUGCAUAACUACAGAAAAUACAGCUCCAGCAUCUUCUGGGAACACGCAGACGUCAGUGUUCAAUAUUAAAUGAGAAAAAACCUUUAAUUAACUGAACCAGCAAAUUGUUCAAAUACAUUCAUUUCACUCUCAGACAAGCUUUAUAUUUAGCUUGUCGAGCCUACAAGGGGAUUCAUUACUCGCCGUCGAAGUGAAGCGCAAAGACUGUGAAUUAAAGAUGGACGACACGUCUCCACUCUCCCCCCACCGCACACAAGUGAAGCCGAAGUGUCCCGGGUGCACGGGCGCGGCCAUCUUGUCUCCGCUAUCAAACAUGAUGUUUCACCCUAUUUUUAUGACGUCAAAUAACGAACUAAAACCGAACCUACAUGAAAAAUGAGCUCUUCAGCAAACAUCAGUGUGAUGAACUACCUAAAAUGACAGACACCAUCUUUGGGUAAAAGUAGUAUGAUUUGCGAACAUGGAGGAGUUUAGCACCUCUACUGCAGCCGGCCACCAGGGGGCAAUGGGGAUGUUUUGGCUUCAUUUUUGGGAGCCGACUUGUCGUCCAUCUCUAUUUACAGUCAUUGGUGUGAAAGUCACAACUCUUUGAAGAGCAUCACCACACUCGUUUUAUGCUGUUCAAGUUGUCGUAACCAACAGGAGCUAGCUGGCAGUUAGUGAGUUGAGUAUAUAUACUUCUAAAUAUUGAAGUAUAUAGUACUUUAUCUGCUUUCUGUCUCCGAGUAUCUAAACACAUUGUGGUUCAUGGCAAAAUGACAACUCUGACUCCACUACACACCUCUUCAAUGUGUAUUUCAUUAAUAGUUUCACGAAAUUAAAAAUAACCUUAGUUCUAUCCCCUAGAUUUAUCUUUAAAAUUUGUCCAGACAUAUUUAUUUUCUACCAAAUGGCAAAUGACUGAAAUCUUGUCCGACCUAUGACAACUGUUAGUCUUGGCUGUUUGGCUCGUGGAUCCACCCUGAGGUGUAUAUUUUCCGUUGAUGAGAGAGUUAAAGGUCUACGGUAAAGAAAUGUGGACAGAUAUAUGUGUUUGCAGUGUGGGGGUUAACUACAGGUGACGUGGUCAAACGUCAUACCAAGUUGGGUUUUUUGUUUUUGAUCUAAACACACACAGUCUGCUUUAAUAGGAACUAUUCCAACAACUAUACGUACAGUACAUACUUGACACCUGCUUUAACAGCUGUAAAGGACUUCUGUUACACACACCACACACACACACACACACACACACACACACACACACACACACACACACACACACACACACACACACACACACACACACACACACACACACACACACACACACACACACACACACACACACACACACACACACCUACCUACCUACCUGUACAUGAAAGAACAACCUCAUACCUGUAGGGAUGGAGUCUCCCGGCUGUCCUUUGUGUUUGAGCCUGGGCUGCGUCUCAGCACUGUUACCACGCGCCCUCCCUCUUGUCCCUGCAUAGACACAUAGCCACUGACCCCCCCCCCCCCCCCCCCCCCCCCCCCCCCGAGGCCUCUGAAGCCACAUGGACUUCUUCUGGAGAGGGAGGGGACGGGGGGUCGCAGGAAUGGAUUUAGGCGUCGCAGACCAGCUGUGCACACAGGCGACUUACAUCAUUAUUUUAAUUUCAUAUUUUUGACUUUUUGAGUUUUAGGGGAAAAAAAGAACAAAAAACAAAAAAAACAAUUGUGAGAUGAGUUACCCUCCUACUUAGCAUGACUUUUUAAAAAACCUUUAAAAGGCCAAUUAAAAACAAAAAACGGAGAAAAAAAAAACGGAAAAAUGAUAAUUGAAAAAAGAAGAAAGAAUUACCUAUGUACUGGAAACAUGUUAAAGAAGAAAUAUUGUAUUCUGUUUAAUUUUGACAGACUUAUUUUUAUUAAAAUACACCCAUAAGCAUA